CCUGUGCUUCCCGGCGGAAGUAGUUGGUGACCAGCAACAGUUAGCUUUGUGAUCCAUGUUGAUGUGAUUAAAGGACUCUAAAAAGGAAAAUGUCAGAGCAAACGAUAACAGUGACAGUUGCAUACGGCUCUGCUAAGCACAGCAUCACAUUAAGGGGCCAGGAUGAUGGUAAGGGUCCGACUGUCAAAGACCUGUCAGAUGCUCUCACUCAAGCCACUGGCGUUCCAGCAGCCUCACAGAAACUCAUCUUCAAAGGAAAAUCACUGAAGGACAUGGAGGAGAGUCUGUCCAGCUAUGGAAUAAAAGAAGGCUGCAAACUCAUGAUGAUUGGAAAGCGGAACAGUCCCGAGGAAGAAGCCGAACUGAAGAAGCUGAAAGACAUUGAGAAAUCUGUGGAACAGAUGGCUAAAAAGCUGGAAAAAGUAGACGGGGAGUUGACUGGACUCAAGAAUGGCUUCCUGGCCAAAGACCUCCAGGCAGAGGCACUGGGUAAACUAGACCACAGAGUGAAAAUAGCAGCUGAGCAGUUCAUGAAGAUUCUGGAGCAGAUAGAUGCCUUGAGUGUCCCCGAAAAUUUCAACGAUUGCAGGAUGAGGAAAAAGGGCCUUGUAAAGACAGUGCAGGAUUUCCUGGCUCAGUGCGACAAGAUUGAGGCUUGUAUAUCAGAUCACCUAUCAAAGAUCCAGUCAAAAAACCUCGCCCUGGCAGAGUAGAGCUAAAAAGUCUCCGAUAUCAUGUUGCUCUGUGAGCAGCUGCAAAGUGUACAGAAAGCUUCAGGUGUGGAGCAGAUCCUUGUCUAUUUAUUGUUGAUGUGAUGUGUAUGAGAAAUCCCUCACCACGAGAGAAUCCUGUGAACAGAAGGAGGCUGGUUAACGACACUGAUGCUAGAUACACUGCGGAUACAUUAUCUGGGUUAAAGACAGAUGUGGGGUGCUUUCUGAGAUACUGUAACCACAGGCACUCUUUGAAAGGAUCUGAGGUGCUUUGAAUUGUGGCAAAUCAUGUAGACCCUUUUAAAGCGUCCAAAACUAGUGAUCAAUAGAACUACCACUGCCAAAUAUCUGUUAUAUUUUCCAUGAUGAUGUCAGACAAAUUCACCAGUUCGUCAACCAUUAUCCCACAAAAUAUACAAUAAAACAGACAAAAUGUUUUUUGGUUUUUUUUCCUCAUUGUGUUGUACCAACUGCUGAGCGUUCCGUAUAGCAACUUGUACACACAUGGGCAAAGGUAAGUGGACACCCAGGCAUUACAUCUAUGAGACUGUUUACAAUCCAAAAUUAUAAGCUUUAAUUUGCUAUGCUAACAGCCUCCACUGUUCUUAGGAGGGCUUUCUGUAGGAUUUUGGAACUCGGCUACAGGGAUUUGCUCCCAUUCAGCCACAAAAGUGUGGGUCAGGCACUGUUGUGUGGGGUGAUAAAGUGGGACUCAGAGUCGGUGUUCCAGUUAAUACCAAAGAUGUUGGGUGGGGUUGAGGUGAGGGCUCAGUGUAGGCCGGUCAAGUUCUUCAACAUCUACUUUGUUUUUAUGUUAAGGAAAGUGAUUAAAAAAAAAAAAA
Xiphias gladius (swordfish) is the source of this 1555-nucleotide messenger RNA. It is a transcript of the gene bag1, whose product is annotated as BCL2 associated athanogene 1. Gene Ontology annotation, cellular component: cytoplasm; nucleus; cytosol. The coding region runs from base 90 to 713 and encodes 207 amino acids. NCBI's taxonomy places the organism in Eukaryota, Metazoa, Chordata, Actinopteri, Istiophoriformes, Xiphiidae. Gene Ontology annotation, biological process: protein stabilization. Gene Ontology annotation, molecular function: adenyl-nucleotide exchange factor activity; protein-folding chaperone binding. The record is from RefSeq and is a predicted model, not a curated record. The transcript has 7 exons.